Molecule: messenger RNA, 1699 nt
Organism: Sorex fumeus (smoky shrew)
Lineage: Eukaryota; Metazoa; Chordata; Mammalia; Eulipotyphla; Soricidae
Gene: ZNF692
Product: zinc finger protein 692
Exons: 11
Coding region: 16-1479 (487 amino acids)
Biological process (GO): regulation of transcription by RNA polymerase II
Cellular component (GO): kinetochore; chromosome
Molecular function (GO): chromatin insulator sequence binding
Source: RefSeq, a predicted model, not a curated record
GCAGGUUUGUGGCCCAUGGCUGCAUCCCAGGCUGAUGCAUCUCAAAACAGGCAGGAGAAAAGGCGGCAGCUGGACUCGCGCCGCAGCAAGUGCCGCAUCCGCCUGGGCAGCCACAUGGAGCAGUGGUGCCUCCUCAAGCAGCAGCUGGGCUUCUCCCUGCACUCCCAGCUGGCCAAGUUCCUGCUGGAUCGGUAUACUUCUUCAGGCUGUGUGCUCUGUGCAGGUCCUGAGCCUUUACCACCGAAGGGUCUGCAGUAUCUGGUGCUGCUGUCUCAUGCUCACAGCCGAAAGUGCAGCCUGGUGCCUGGACUGCGGGAAUCUGGGAGCCAAGAUGGGGACCUUGUAUGGGAGUGCUCAGCUGGCCAUACCUUCUCCUGGGGCCCAUCUUCAGAGCCCUCGUCAUCAGAGGACCCCAAAACGGUUCUUCCAAAUACUGCCCAGAGAAACUUGUGUCUGGAAAAUCAGAAGCCUGCAGGUUUGGAAUCUAAGCUUGAUAAGAGCACUCUGGAGACCAGAUUGCUCAGCGGGGUGGUACUCCCACCAGAGACCUUCCUGCCUUCAGGAAAAGAAAAGAAGGCAAAAGAUGAAGAGGGGAUGAUCAGCGACACGAUGACCCCAUGGACCUCCAGAUCCUCCCCAGAUGACAGUGAUCCAGAAACCCACGGGCAACCCUCUUCCCCUGUUACCCAUGCAUUUAAAGAGACAAGGAUACCUCUAGCCCCAACUGCUCCCCCAUCUCCUCUUGCUGUGCCAUUUUCAUCGGUCUCAUCAUUGAGUUCCGGAGCGCCUUUGCCUGUGGAUGUCAGGGUGCAGGUGGAGCUCAAUAGCACCUCUCAGACUGCCCGGCAUACUGAGCUCCUGGCCAGCCCUGGAAGUCAAGCCCCGUCUACUCUGGCUUCAGCCUGUAAUGAGGACACUGAUGAUGCUGCACAAAUUGGCCCGAAGAGAAUUAGGAAAACUGCCAAAAGAGAGCUGCUGCCUUGUGAUUUCCCUGGCUGUGGAAGGAUCUUUUCCAACCGGCAGUAUUUGAAUCACCACAAGAAGUACCAGCACAUCUACCAAAAGUCCUUCUCCUGCCCAGAGCCAGCCUGUGGGAAGUCCUUUAACUUUAAGAAACACCUGAAGGAACACAUAAAGCUACACAGUGACACCCGGGACUACAUCUGUGAAUUCUGUGCCCGGUCCUUCCGCACCAGCAGCAACUUAGUCAUCCACCGGCGCAUCCACACUGGAGAGAAACCCCUGCAGUGUGAGAUCUGCGGGUUUACCUGCCGCCAGAAGGCCUCCCUGAAUUGGCACCGACGCAAGCACGCAGAGACGGAGGCUGCCCUGCGUUUCCCCUGUGAGUUCUGUGGGAAGCGCUUUGAGAAGCCAGACAGCGUUGCAGCUCACUGCAGCAAAAGUCACACAGCUCUGCUCUUGAGCCUACAAGAGUCACCUAGACCACCGGAGCCCUGCCCCAGCAUCUCUGAUCUGUGACCCUGGGAUCCACUAAGGGGUCGAGACACUCUCCGGCUUUUGGGUCCAGACCCUGCUCCUGAACACCAGUAAGCAAUGAGCAUUUCCUGACUCUGGUUCAGAGAUUAGAUAUUGAAAUGAGCACCAACACGAGAAGUGGGUACCUGGUCCUUGGAAACUAGGGUGACAGGGUAUGGGAUGAGACUGGGGUCUCAAAUAGCCGGACUUCGAAGUCUCCCUA